Messenger RNA from Melampsora larici-populina 98AG31, 684 nucleotides. RefSeq lists its product as uncharacterized. The record is from RefSeq and is a predicted model, not a curated record. NCBI's taxonomy places the organism in Eukaryota, Fungi, Basidiomycota, Pucciniomycetes, Pucciniales, Melampsoraceae. The coding region runs from base 1 to 684 and encodes 227 amino acids. The transcript has 3 exons.
AUGUCAAUCAUUUGGAUCAUCUCAUUAAUUAUCCUAGCUGGGGUAUCAUCAUCCCCUGUCGACUUCUUUCGCUCUGUCUGUGAUCCUACCAGCCCAUCACCGCCACAUCAUGUCCCCAGGUUUCCGAAGAACGCUUCCGACUAUAACCUCACCAUCCCAAAUGACCUCAGAGUCACACUAAGGUACUUGGCUGUUGGUGUUGGGACUCAGAACUACACUUGCUCUCUUAUCUCUGGAAAACCCACAUGGAAUUCCCUUGGCGCUAUGGCACAGCUCAGGGACAUUAGCAACACUCUGGAGGACCCCGCACUGGUUUCAAAUGCGGCUAUCAACCCUAAAGCCAAAAUAUCAUUGACGCCAUACAAACCGAUUGCGAUGCAUUAUUUUGUCCCACAUGAACCACUUGCCGCCCCGGGGUUUUUCUUCGAACCCAGUAAGAAGCCAUGCUCAGAUGUCACAAAGGAAGAGUUUGUGAUUGUUUCAAAGAUUGGAGCGAUGUCAUCGCCAAAUCACCCGGAACGCAAUGUACCUUGGCUCGCACUCAAGCAAAUCGAAGGUGAUGCAGCUCAAAUAGUUUUUAGGACUGACACUCAUCUUGGGGUUGCACCCUCUCCACAGACUUGUCUCGCUGAAGGGAAAGGAGCUAACAUGCGAUACUCAGCUUUGUAUUGGUUCUAUGACUGA